GGAAGAUGACCUGAUCAAGGCAAGGUAACCGCGUGGGUGAUCGCUGCUGAAAUGUUAGACCGCAACAGAAAGCGUGGAGAGCCGGAUGGGCCGUGGUCGCGGCGUGUUGUGUGUACUUUUCAGCGCCUGCUCUUGGUUGAACGAUUUCAGUGCUCGCACAACCCCAUCCGAAUUACUUCGCGCGACUAUCGACGCCGCACCUUGAGACCGACCAAAGCACACGCAAGAGGGCAGGUCGGCAGCUUCAACACAGCUGGCAAGCAGCCUGCCGCUGUGCUGGUGUGGGUACUUCCGUUGCCCAUCGUCCAGGAGGCCAUACUCGCAGCAAGAGCAGCUCCAUCCAGCUUGUUUAUCCUUCCAAGCACACAAAAGUGAAAUGCUGGCAUCAAUUCCGCUCACUAGACUUGGUUCCAGUAACGGAUUGUGAAGCAUAUUUUAAGCAAGACAAGGCUUCUUUUAGUUUGUGAUAACGCCGGUGCACAUUUUUGGGAAAAGGCCAAAGUCACUAGCAAUUUGCCACCGGCCAAGUGAUAGCGAGUGGCACACAUGAUGGACGACGCUGCAGCGAUGGCCGCUGCGGACGAGGACUGGCGCUCAGGCGCGGCCGCAAUCCUGGACAGCUACGAAGAUGCGAUGUGGGACGAGAUGCGCCAGCACGACGAGUCCAUGGCGGCGAUCAGCGGCGCCAGUCCCGUCAAAAGUCCAGACGAGUACGUACACACACUCAACACCAGCGACGGCAAAAGCCCCAUCAGAGGCGAAGAGCAGGCCCCCGUGUCUCCAUUUGUGAGUGGCGCAGGUCUGGGGUCGCAGCUGGACGCAGUGUGGGCCGCAGGAGUGGCAAACCAGUCCAGUGGAAAAGGUUUGAAAAAAGCGGCAAAGGCAACAACCACGGCAACUAGACCCUUGACAUGGGCCAGUGUUGCCCCCGAGCAGGUUCUCGACUGCGCGCAACUGCCAAAUGCGGGGGCAAUGCAACUGCGACGGCAAAAGAACCGCGACUGCAUGCGACGAGCGCGGCAGCGGCAACGAGAAGAACUGAAAGAGAUGAAGAGCACCGUGGCCAGACUGGAAAAGCAAUACGCAGCCAUGUGUGUACGCGCAUCGACCACCAGAGACGAUGUGACGUGUUUAACCACACCCAACAGUGUUCUGGCAAGGAAUUAUUCCCAAGCCGUGGACUUGGUAAAGAGACUUGGCGCUGAGAAUUUGUAUCUCAAAGCGGAAAUCCAGCAACAGGCAACAUGGAAGUUGCACUUGUACAGAAUCCUUGAGAGUCGGCCAGAAAUGGAUGGCCCGAGAUGGGCCCAGCAAUUCCAGCAGCCUGCGUUAGGUGGCGCCGAAGCUCUUCGGAUGCAACUCGACAGACUCGAUGAGUACGAGGCAGCGCAAGUGUUUGGUUUCCACCCCCUGACAGAACUGGAUCUCACACGGGUGAUUCUGGACAACAACCGGACUAUGGGGCGGGUGCAAAACAGACUGCUACUGCCACGUUUGGAAACUCGCAGAACGAAGAGAAUGCAGACUUUUGGCUGGGAUAUAGUACAGAGAGUGGAUGGCAGCGUCAUGGAAUGUGUGUUUACCAAGAAAUUCCAGGGGCUUAACGUGGCCGAGCUGAUGCAAAAGACCUGGGCCAAUGACAUGAGACUGGAUCGGUUUAAGAAAGUCAAAUGCGAGACGAGCCGCCUAGAGGUGUUGCAACAGAUUAAUCCGAACGCGUACGUGCUCGGUCGAGAUGUCAUCUCUCCCACCGACGACAUUUCCACAUUCCGCUCGGUAUUUGUGCGUUUCCUUAUUGAAACGAACAGGAGAAUCCCGGCAAAUACGGAAUCGAUGGCAACACCCACCUAUGUCGACGCCAGCUCCCCUUCCACACCGCCACUGUCGCCUAAUUCGGACUCAGAGACCGAGGAGCCGAUGCUCGAAGCCACGGGAUAUGUCCUCGGCACGCAGAGUGUGGACAUCGAUGGGUCUCAUUUGCAGGACGAGACGGACGAGAAGCUGGCGUGGGCACAUUUGUCACUAUCUAUCGAGUUUCUUAAUGUGGUAAAUCCGGCCACAGGCGAGGAAUACCAGCAACUGCGCUGGACUGGCCGCACGGAUUACCGCGGAGAGGAACAUGCACACCGUAAUGCUGGAGACACGUUGCAAGGAAUGUUACGCUGGGAGUUGCUGACCAUCGCUCCGGCGCUCAAUCUCGUGUCUCUUUCACUGGAAUAGGCGGAACUGUUGCGUGUUGGCUCGUCUUUUGUUCUCUAGCUGUUGCAUUUUGGGUUAACAAUAUGAAGAAGUGUAUUAUUUCGUGCUCGACUGCAUAUUUGAUGCGUGGAUCGCUGAGAACAGAACUCGUUUCAGUAGUUGGCAAGUUCAAGUCGUUUUAUCGCUGAUGUGGUACAGUAUUAUUAGUAUCUUUGCAACUGAAGUUGAAUUCCGACGUCAACUUUUGCAC
Molecule: messenger RNA, 2449 nt
Organism: Phytophthora nicotianae INRA-310
Lineage: Eukaryota; Oomycota; Peronosporomycetes; Peronosporales; Peronosporaceae
Exons: 1
Coding region: 547-2220 (557 amino acids)
Biological process (GO): regulation of DNA-templated transcription
Molecular function (GO): DNA-binding transcription factor activity
Source: RefSeq, a predicted model, not a curated record